CCGUACAUGCGUAGUGACAGUUUAAAAUUACUAACGGCGCUCGGCUGAUUAGAAAUGAAAAAAGUUUAUUUAAAUCUGUUAUUUAUAUUGUAGAAGAUUGACUGCUAUUACUCUCAAAAGCUUUUGACAUGAUGGAUAUGAGCCGCAUGAAAAUUGGAAUAAACGUUGACAUCCAACGUACAGAUGGUCGAAUCCACUCUGCUGUAAUAAGUGGUGUGAAUCCUGAAGCCAAAAGUGUGACAGUUGAAUGGUUUGAAAGAGGAGAAACAAAGGGAAAGGAGAUUGAGGCUGAGGCAAUAUUUUCCCUGAACCCUCACCUUGGAGAGGGCAGCAAGCCAGGAGGCCGGGAGACACACUCCUCACAGAGCCAGCUGAACGAUGAUGACGAUGAGGAAUACACUAAUGGUAGCGUCAGUCCUACCGAGCCGCCCCCACUAGCGGGGAAGGGGCGUGGCAAAAAGGGUGGUAGUGGUGGAACUGUCUCGUACAGAUCGAGUAAUCGAGGGACCGUAAGCAAUGCCCAGGAAACUCCCCGCUUCAGCAACAGAGCAGGAUCAGCGCGUUCCCGUCAGAGCUAUGCAACAAGGCCUCCAGCCACCCAACAGAAUGGCCAGGCGUCUAACGGCCAGGCAGAGGUGGCAGAGGUAGCCAAGAAGCCAGGAAUACCAGUACCAGCUGACCGGCGGAAAUCCAAUUGCGUGAAGGAGGUUGAGCGCAUCGAGCAGCGUCGCAAGGAGCGUCGGGACAAACAGGUUGCGAUCAAGGAACAGCAGGAUGUUGAGUAUGACACCGGAGACCCCAACUGGCAGUUCGCUGCAAUGAUAAAGGAGUUUCGAGCCCACCUGGAGUACCGGCCCCUGACAUCCUCAGACCCCAUUGUGAACCAUCAGAUAAGUGUCUGUGUACGCUGUAGGCCACUGAACAAAAAAGAAUGUGCGAAGAAGGAAGUCAAUGUUUUAACUGUACCUAACAAAGAAAAUGUGAUAGUCCAUGAACCCAAAACUAAAGUGGACCUUACUAAAUAUUUAGAAAAUCAAAACUUCCGUUUCGACUAUGCUUUUGAUGAAAAUGCUACAAAUGAAAUUGUAUAUAGGUACACAGCAAAGCCGCUUGUUGACUGUAUCUUUGAGAGCGGGAUGGCAACAUGCUUUGCUUAUGGCCAGACUGGUUCUGGUAAAACGCAUACAAUGGGAGGGGAGUUUACAGGGGGCCGGGGUCAACAGGAAUGUGCAAAAGGCAUCUACUGCCUCGCCGCGAGAGAUGUUUUUAAAUUAUUACACACAAAAUUUAAGAAGGCAGAUUUGGUUGUUGGGUCAAGUUUCUUUGAAAUCUACAGUGGAAAGGUGUUUGACCUAUUAAACAAGAAGCAGAAGCUGCGUGUUCUUGAGGACCAUAAAGGUCAGGUACAGAUUGUUGGCCUGAAGGAAGAGGUGAUCACGAGUGCAGACGACGUUCUCCGCCUCGUUGCGCAUGGCAAUAACGUACGCACAUCUGGUGUUACCUCCGCCAACCAGCACUCAUCUCGCUCACACGCUGUGUUCCAGAUUAUCCUACGAAAAAAGAGUACGUCCAAACUGCAUGGAAAGUUCUCCCUUAUAGAUCUUGCAGGUAAUGAGAGGGGUAAGGACACGAACAGUUCUGAUAGACAGACAAGGAUGGAGGGUGCAGAAAUCAACAAGAGUCUUCUAGCCCUCAAGGAGUGUAUAAGAGCAUUGGGCAGAAAGGCUGGAGCAUACUUGCCGUUUCGAGCAAGCAAACUCACUCAAGUGUUACGAGAUUCCUUCAUAGGAGACAAAUCCAGAACUUGUAUGAUUUCCAUGAUUUCCCCGGGAAUGGGCUGUUGUGAGCACACAUUGAACACGCUCAGAUAUGCAGACCGAGUAAAGGAACUGGGUCCAGGGGGACGGGUGGAGGGUAAGCCGGCAGAGAUUGACCUUUCUGACAACUACAACAACAUGGGGGCCAUGUCACCACAGAACAGUGCCCUUGCACUACUCAAAACUGCUAAUCAAGAUGAGGUAACGGAUGAAAUGAUGACGUUCCAUGAGAAGGUGAACCACAUGCAGGAACUGGAAGAGGAGAUCAUUGACGACCACAAGUCUCUUAUUGAUAGCUCUCAAAAGUGGCUGACGGAACAGAAGAAGUUACUCAAACAGUCUGAUGAAGUGGACUACGAUGUCGAAGCAUAUGCAAAGCAGCUGGAUUCCCUGCUUGGAAAGAAAAUAGAUGAGCUUGUUUUAUUGAGAGAGAAGGUGACCAAUUUCCGUAAGGAUAUCCAGGAAGAAGAGACACUGAGUAAAAACAUGAAGGCUGGCAAGAAGAAGUGAGAGAGGCAUACAUGCCGCCAGCUGACACCUUCCAUCGUACCCAUGCACAAUCCACACAGCAUAAUGUGAUCGCCUACUGCAGUGUAUUCUUGCCUAUUGGUGUCCUACUUGACGCAAGGUUUUGUCUGAAGUCCAUGUGAUAUAUAUAUAUACUGAAACUUUGAGUUUUCUGUAUAUACUGGUCCAAUAGGAUGUUAAUGAAUGAAAGGUAUUUAAAUGUAAAAAGCAAUGUUGUGCAUUACAUGUUCUUAGCUUUUUUAAGAGGACCAACUGAUUAUGCUUUUAUUGCAAACCUCACAGCAAUAACAUACAUGUAGCAAUUGUCUGUACAAGAAUCUCUCAUGUAAUCUUGCAUCUGAAAGUUUGUUGCAGAUUCAGAGUAUGAUAGUAUUUAUAUUUGUGUGGAUUAUAUGAGAACUGUUUAUCAAAGAAUGAAAAUGUACAGAUAGAUUUAGUAACUGUAAAAUGCACCAUGUAAUGGUCUCUUUCAUUGAGACUUAACAAAAAAAUGUCCGUGUUCCUUUUACAUGCUGAAAAAAUAAAUCAGGCCAGGUACGUAAGGAAGGGACAACAUUUUAUUUUAGAAAUUAUUUUAUUCUGCACAAAGUAUUUUGUAUUGUUUACAUACCUACACAUUCUGACAUUGUUGCUGUCAAGAAAGUAACAUGAUCAAGUAAAUUGUAUCACUUUGUUCAAACAAUAGUGCCAGAUGGCUUAUACUUCCAAUAAGAAUUCUUAUUCUUAUUUUAUAUACUUUCCAAUUUUAUUUAUUCUCGGGACUUAAAAACAGUCUGGUAAAACCACAGUCAUCUUUGUUUUGCCUAUCCAAAAUACAAAGCAAAGUCCCAUGUUGAAUGAUAUACAAAAGAUGAUGGUUAACUGAUAGGAAAUCAAAUAAUUAAUUUGAAAGAAAUCUCUAAAAUAUGAAUAAUUUCAGUGUUGGUCAUUUGAUAAAACAACUUGAAUUAAAUCCUUUGUUCAUGUUCGCUUUAGAUUGAUGUAAUAUGUGUUUUGAAUACAGCCCCUCUUCCAAAUGAAUGAUCCAAUUCAGGGCCUUUUACUCUUCUUUGCCGUAGCCCAUAUCUGUCUACUACCCCAAGGGCCAGACCCUGGGUAAUUUCCAUAAAUAGCCUCUGAAACCCCUAUUUUCAAUUAUUUUUUUUAUGAAUCUCUGGACUCAUUAAAUUAUAUUUCUAAGUGAUUUAUUUACAGCUUUAUUGAUAUUUUCCUCCAUUUGUUCUCAAAAUGGUUGAAAAGUACUCUUUUCCUCAAAACUGAAAAAAUCACUUUUUUCCACACGAAAAGGGCUAGGGUGUCUGCCCAUAAGUGGUAAAGGCCUUGCAAUUGUCGCCUUAUAUUAAGAUUAAUGUUUAGAUUAAUGAAAUAUGUGUUUUGAAUACAGUUAAUGGCCCAAUUUCGAACAUGAUCAAAGUUUCUAGAAGAAAGAAACACAUUUUUUUCACUGCUGAUUGUUUCCCUUAAAAUUGUUGUUUAACAAAUGUCUCGUAUAUAUAAAACACAGAUCUUUGGGUGGCCAGUUUUUCUUCAUGUACUAAUGUUAUGCUUCUGAUAUUCAAAGUAAUUUCUGUGUCCAUACAAUCUAGUGUAGACCUCACUCACUUCAGUAUUAUUGUUGUAAUCCUGUAUAUACGUUGAUCAUUCAUGGCCUGUUGUCAAGGGUACUGUGAUAUUGAAACUUGCUGGUGAGAUGACUUAAUGCUCGCCAGUUAGCUUGUACCGUAAUAAUUUCCAAGAUGCAAAUGUUUAAUUUUAAAAUAUCUUAGUUUAUUCUAUUGAAUGCCUCUGUCAUAUAUGAUAAAACAAACAUUUCAAGAUUAAAUUGUUUGAAAGAGAACAAAAAUAAACCUGGCUUUUCUUACUAUAAAUUUGUGUAUGUUCUAACUGCACUGAUAGCGAUGUGCAUUUGUUUGGACCCCUGUACUUCCAUUAUACGACAAGUUGUCUGUCUUUAGACAUACUAACACAUUUACUUAUUGUAUUUAUUAAGUGUACCAUAUUGAUGGCUGAACUUUUUACCAUAGUAUAAGUUAAUCUGCGUUUUCAUGUAGGAAAGAUGUGAGAUAUAUUGUGUUUUGUUUAUAAAUGGCACUUAUAUAUGUGGUGUUGACAAUAGUGAGCUUUGUGUCAGAGAAUGAAAUGGUAGCUGCUUUGACAUAUACAGGCAUUUUUUUAUAUUGUAGAUAGAUGAAUAUUUAUAAGUAUGUCUGUAAGCACAUGUCUGUUCAUGUCAUUCUCACAUUUAUAUUUACUUUAAUAUCCUGUAAAUAUAUUUUAUGCGGUCUGUCAUUUAGAUAAACAACAUGUUGUCUGUCUGCCAUGGCUUGCUCACAUAAAAAUGUCUAUCUAUAUUUGUCAUAAAGAUGAUUGAUAAAUGCUUCAAAAUAAAAUUCAUUUAUUUUAACCAAUAUUUGUUAUUUUUAAUUAGAUUAUAUAAUUAAACCUCAUUCACAGUGCUAUUUAUCUAUUCCAUAAACUAACCUGCAAGUCUGAUUUUACUGUCACUAUUAAGUAGUCAAUGACAAUUAAUGUUUUUUUUUCAUUUCUUUUUGUUUCAAUUAUCAUAUAUUUAAACAAUUAAUGAUUUCAAUCUUUAGUUAAUUGUGUUCGAGACAAAUGUAAAUGUUUGGUUGUGAUUAACUACCCAGUAGCUUAUUUAGGGCAUUUCUCUCAUUACCUGUGGCUAGAUCAUUCAUCACAUUUUCUCGCUCCUUUGUACAGGUGCAUUUUAGGUUUUGUUUUGUAAUAUUUUGAUUUUUUAAUGACACUAGAUCUGCUUGUUGACCCUGCCUUACAUGCAUACCUUUCAGAUUAUUUCUUGAACAAAUGCUUUGACAUUUUACUAUGUAUUAUAAUCUGAUUACUGUUUCUUGUCCAUGGUUUUACAGUGGUUGAUGCCUUUUAACUAGUUGAUUCAACUAGACGGUGAAAGUUUUCUUUGAAUUUUCAACAAUCACAUAGUGUUGUUCCCAAGAAACAGAAGAUAAUAUUACUCGACUCUCAAACAGUGGAGUGUCCUUUGGUAAAUUUUGUACCUUUCGCACAUGUGACAGUAAUCAGAUUAGUUGUAACAAUGAACUAAACAGCUAAAACUUUCUGUGAUUGUAUGUUCUGAGCUUUUGAUUUGGUUUUAUCUGCCAUUUGAACUAUGAUACUGUACUUCUAUGUUGCCUGCUGAUAGUCCUGCUUUCCUCCGGGACCAGCUCUAAGAAUAAUAAAAUACAAAAUGUC
Messenger RNA from Mya arenaria, 5576 nucleotides. Its product is annotated as kinesin-like protein KIF2A. NCBI's taxonomy places the organism in Eukaryota, Metazoa, Mollusca, Bivalvia, Myida, Myidae. Gene Ontology annotation, molecular function: microtubule motor activity; ATP binding; microtubule binding. The record is from RefSeq and is a predicted model, not a curated record. Gene Ontology annotation, biological process: microtubule-based movement. The transcript has 23 exons. Bases 129 to 2327 code for a protein of 732 amino acids.